Messenger RNA from Mauremys mutica (yellowpond turtle), 1965 nucleotides. RefSeq names its product ovo like transcriptional repressor 1 (gene OVOL1). Gene Ontology annotation, cellular component: nucleus. Gene Ontology annotation, molecular function: RNA polymerase II cis-regulatory region sequence-specific DNA binding; DNA-binding transcription factor activity, RNA polymerase II-specific. NCBI's taxonomy places the organism in Eukaryota, Metazoa, Chordata, Testudines, Geoemydidae. Gene Ontology annotation, biological process: regulation of transcription by RNA polymerase II; epidermal cell differentiation. The coding region runs from base 508 to 1266 and encodes 252 amino acids. The transcript has 4 exons. The record is from RefSeq and is a predicted model, not a curated record.
UUUCCUCCCCGAUCCGGUCCGUCCCUCCGGAUCGGAGCCUGCAAAAGUCCUGGCUCUCCGGGCAGGGAAGCAGCUAUCGGAGAACCCCGGGAGCCUGCCUGCUCCGUAGCCCGCCCCGGUUGCUUCCCCUCCGCCACUUCCGCGGCUGUACCUGCUGGGAGGCUGAAACUGACCAGAGCGCAGCCUGCGCGCGAAGGAACAGCGCUGGGUGAACCCGACCAGGACCCAACGGUCCAUCCCCAGAACGCUGCGGGCCUGGCUUGUUGCAACGUUCCAUCCCUAGAACGUGGAGGAAACUUUGUUCGCUGCUCUCCUUGCAACUUCACAUACUCCCUGGAAGUCCCUCUUGCUUCUGAUUUCUUGUUUUAUUUUUAUUUUAUUUGAAAAGAAAAGGCCCCUUCCCAAGCUGGGUGAACGUUUUCCCCUGUUUUUAUGCUAAGAAGGAGAAGGCUUGUAUUUAUUUAUUGACCUGUUUAAGAAUCCCAGGCAAUUUAACUGAGCUCAGAGAUGCCUCGGGCUUUCUUAGUGAAAAAAUCCUGUGUGUCUGUGGGCAAGAGGAACUGGAGUGAAUUGCCUGAUGAAGAGAGAGGAGAGAUCUAUGUACCAGUCUGCCUGGGGGGCUGUGCCCUGGGCAAGGACUUGGAGCCCUCGGUGGCCGAAGCCCCCUCGUAUCCGAUGCCCCUGGACCUGACCCUGCGAGAUCCAAGCUACACGGCUGCCCAGCUCCCUGGGGGGGUGCCCCCAGCUGGGCAGCACAAUGGAUUCCUGCGGCCCAAAAUGAAGGUGACGCUGGGCGAGGGGCCAAGCGAGCUGUUCUCCUGCCCCGUGUGCCAGAAGGGCUUCAGCUACCAGCGCAUGCUCAACCGGCACCUCAAGUGUCACAGCGAGGUCAAGCGCCACCUGUGCCCCUACUGCGGGAAGGGCUUCAACGACACCUUCGACCUCAAACGCCACGUCCGCACCCACACAGGCGUGCGCCCGUACAAGUGCCACCUGUGCGACAAGGCCUUCACGCAGCGCUGCUCGCUGGAGUCGCACCUGAAGAAGAUCCAUGGGGUGCAGCAGCGCUACGCCUACAAGGAACGGCGGGCCAAGCUCUACGUGUGUGAGGAGUGCGGCUGCACGGCCGACAGCCAGGAGAGCCACCUGCUCCAUCUGCGAGAGCAGCACCCCGACAGCCCCCUGCUGCGCAAGGCCUCGCGCAAGGCAGCUACCUCCCUGCAGAGUGCCCUCCCCACGCUGCUGCAGAGCAGCCCGCACCUGUGAGACGGAGCCCCCUGCAGGGCACCUGGUGCCCGGGAGACAGCGCCCCCUGCAGGGCACCCGGUGCCCAGGAGACAGCACCCCCUGCAGGGCACCCGGUGCCUGGACGAGAGCGCCUCCUGCAUAGCACCCGGUGCCCGGGAGACAGCGCCCCCUGCAGGGCACCCGGUGCCUGGGCGAGAGCGCCUCCUGCACAGCACCCAGUUCCUGGGAGACAGCGUCACCUGCAGGGCACCCUGUGCCUGGGCGACAGUGCCCCCUGGGGGCUGGCCAGGGCCCUAUCCAGCACUGAGCCCCUGGGAGACAGUGCCCCUGGUGGGCACCCAACACUGGGGCAAGACCAGUGACUGAGCUCUGCUGCCUGGAGACUGGACACCGCCUGCUCCCUCCCACCAGUGGCCUGGGACGAGGGCAGCACAUGGCAAAUGCUCCGAAGAAGCCCCCACCCCCUGUGGAGGAGAAGUCCCCAAUGCUCCCCCACCCCCGAGGGGCAGCCAGCUAUCCACAGGGCACUGACUUUGCACUGCUCCUUCCCCAAAGCCUUGGAGGAGAUGCGGGCAGCUCCCUUCUGUGGGCCGUGUGGGUGCCCCACACCCUCCCUGGGCUGGCACUGCCCAGGCCCCCAUAGGCUCUGCCCACAGGCUGGGCAGACAGGAUUUUUAACUAUUGUGCUUUUCUGAGGGGGCUGGGCAGCAGGAGUCA